This is a messenger RNA of Otolemur garnettii (small-eared galago), 2984 nucleotides long. It is a transcript of the gene CDCP1, whose product is annotated as CUB domain containing protein 1. The transcript is spliced from 8 exons. The record is from RefSeq and is a predicted model, not a curated record. Lineage: Eukaryota; Metazoa; Chordata; Mammalia; Primates; Galagidae. Bases 210 to 2426 code for a protein of 738 amino acids.
UUGAGAUUGCUGUGCCACAAGGAAGCAGCAUUACAGUUCUCAUAAAGUUGGGGACCUUGACUCUGCCAUCAAAACCCUGUUACAUCAUUAUUUCUAGAAGACAUGUAACCACAUUGUCCAUCAAAUCUGGAGAAAGACCAGUUUUUACCUUUAGCUGCCAGAAUCCUGAGAACCACUUUGUCAUAGAGAUCCAGAAGAACAUUGAUUGCAUGUCAGGCCCAUGUCCUUUUGGGGAGGUCCAGCUUCAGCCCCCAACGUCAGUGUUGCCCGCCCUCAACAGAACUUUCAUCUGGGACGUCAGAGCUCACAAGCGCAUUGGCCUAGAGCUUCAGUUUUCUGCUCCUCGCCUGAGGCAGAUCGGGCCGGGUGAGAGCUGCUCAGAUGGAGUCACUCACUCCAUCAGCGGCCGCAUCGAUGCCACCAUGGUCAGGAUCGGAACCUUCUGCAGCAACGGCACCGUGUCCCGCAUCAAGAUGCAAGAGGGGGUGAAAAUGGCCUUACAUCUACCAUGGUUUCACCCUAGAAAUAUCUCCGGCUUCAGCAUCGCCAACCGCUCGUCCAUAAAACGACUGUGCAUCAUCGAAUCUGUGUUUGAAGGCGAAGGCGCAGCCACCCUGAUGUCUGCCAACUACCCAGAGGGCUUCCCUGAGGACGAGCUCAUGACCUGGCAGUUUGUUGUGCCCCCGCACCUGCGGGCCAGCGUCUCCUUCCUCAACUUCAACGUCUCCAACUGCGAGAGGAAGGAGGAGCGGGUGGAGUACUACAUCCCCGGCUCCACCACCAACCCCGAGGUGUUCAAGCUGGGGGACAAGCAGCCUGGGAACAUGGCUGGGAACUUCAACCUCUCCCUGCAGGGCUGCGACCAAGAUGCCCAAAAUCCAGGGAUCCUCCGGCUGCGGUUUCAAGUUUUGGUUCAACAUCCACAAAAUGAAAGCAAUAAACUCUAUGUGGUGGACUUGAGUAAUGAGCGAGCCAUGUCCCUCACCAUCGAGCCACGGCCCGUCAAACUGAGCCGCAAGUUUGUCCGCGGCUGCUUCGUGUGUCUCGAGUCUCGAACCUGCAGCGUCAACCUCACCCUGACAUCUGGCUCCAAACAUACGAUUUCCUUCCUUUGUGAUGAUCUGACACGUCUGUGGAUGAAUGUGGAAAAAAACAUAAGCUGCACAGACCACAGGUACUGCCACAGGAGAUCCUACCCGCUCCUGGUGCCCAGAGACAUCCUCCUGCUGCCCGUGGAGCUGCACGACUUCUCCUGGAAGGUGCUGGUGCCCAAGGACAGGCUCAGCCUGAUGCUGGUGCCAGCCCAGAAGCUGCAGCAGCACACCCACGAGAGGCCCUGCAACACCAGCUUCAGCUACCUCGUGGCCAGUGCCAGCGCCAGCCCCAGCCAGGAGCUGUACUUCGGCUUCUUCUGCCCUGGAGGCUCGAUCGAGCAGAUCCAGGUGAAGCAGAACGUCUCCGUGACCCUUCGCACCUUUGCCCCCACCUUCCGAGAAGAGGCGUCCAGGCCGGGCCUGACCGUGUCUUUUAUACCACAUUUCAAAGAGGAAGGAAUUUUCACAGUGACCCCAGACACAAAAAGCAAGGUGUACCUAAAGAGCCCUAACUGGGACCGGGGCCUGCCAUCCCUCACCUCAGUGUCCUGGAACAUCAGCGUGCCUAGAGACCAGGUGGCCUGCCUGACCUUCUCUAAGGAGCGGACUGGCGUAGUCUGCCAGACGGGGCGUGCCUUCAUGAUCAUCCAGGAGCAGCACACCCGGGCAGAGGAGAUCUUCAGCCUGGAGGAGGAGGUGCUCCCCAAGCCAAGCUUCCACCAUCACAGCUUCUGGGUUAACAUCUCUAACUGUAGCCCCGCAAGUGGCAAGCAGCUUGACCUGCUCUUCUGGGUGACGCUUACUCCAAGGACUGUGGACCUGACUGUUGUUGUCAUCGCAGUGGUGGGAGCUGGAACCUUACUGCUGUUUGUCCUCGGACUCAUCAUUUGCUGUGUGAAAAAGAAGAAAAAGAAGACAGACAAGGGCCCUGCUGUGGGUAUCUACAAUGGCAACAUCAAUACCCAGAUGCCCAGGCAACUAAAAAAGUUGAAAGAACGAAAGGACAGUGACCCUCAUGUGUACGCAGUCAUCGAUGACACCAUGGUGUAUGGGCAUCUGCUACAGGACUCUGGAGGGUCCUUCCUCCAGCCAGAAGUGGACACCUAUCGGCCCUUCCAGGGCACCAUGGGGGACUGCCCUCCCUCCCCACCCCCCACAUGCUCCAGGGCCCCAACUGUAAAGCUGACCACAGAUGAGCCACCCCCUUGCCUCACUCCUGAGUCUGAGAGCGAACCGUACACCUUCUCUCACCCAAGAAAUGGGGAUGUAAGCAAUAGGAACACAGAAGUGCCCUUACUGGACACUCAGGAGCCAGAGAAGCCAACCGAGUAACUUGGACCUAUUGCAAAGACUUUACUGACACAUGUAGGGCAGGGCACUGAGACACACUUCAGUGUUCUAACCAGAAACCCGCAAAGAGGAGUCAUGGAAGGAGCAGCAGGUUUUCUAGGACAUCACCAUCGCCAGUUUCUCAGUGGGCUCAUUCCAGUGAUAAGACAUUGAAAAUAGUGACUUCUGAUCUGGAGACAGUCACCACAGUUCACAUCUUUCUAAACUCAGGUUUAAUGAGAGGAGACCUGUGUCACCCAGCACAGAGUGACAGCAAGCCCUGGAUUCAGAGUGAUAAACGGAGGUUUGCCCUCUUCGAGGGCAACAAUUCCAACUCCUAGGAGCUGCCCUAGGUCCCUGUUCUUCUUGGGUCUCUGAGUGAAAAUGACCCUGUGCCUUUUUACUGUUAUUUUUUGUUAGGUGGUCCUGUGUAUGUGUUUAAGAGGUCAUUGUGUAAACGUGUAGCUCUUUUCACCUGACAUCAGUAACAACUCCUGCUAACUGGUUCAGAUGCCUAGAUUUAACUUCUACCCACCACUAGAUAAACGUAUGCCUGUCACC